CUCACACAGUGGCAAACCUGCUCCAUUCUUUUUCCAGAGCCCACAGGGAAGUUCUUCGCUUCUUUACUGCAUCGUGACUUUAGUAAAGCAGUACAACUGUGUGUGUAGGCCAACCGGAUGGAAGAGAGAAAAUUGCUGAUCUGAAGCAGUGUUCAUUAGAAGUCAUGUCCAGCAGAGGGCCCCCUUGCCAGGUCCUCGCUGUACCAUUGAAAAAAAUCACCCCCUCCUCUCAUCUCCUACUCAGGACCUGGGCAUCCUGCAGGGAAGCCACUCAGAGACUCAGCUCCCCUCAACUGCACAACCAUGUGAAUCAGCAGACACGCAGCAAGGACUAAAGGGUUGUUUGCCUUUGGAAUCCUCCUCAGCAGAGGCAAGUGAAACAAAGCAAACGAGCCUUCUGCAUUUUAAGCCAGAUCCUCUCAGGUUCAUGUGCCAUUUCCCUAGAGGUAGGUGAGCCAGGUGCAAGUGGGGAAAAAAAAGUCAACCAGCUAACGCCCGUGGUGAAGGAAGAUUCCCCACCCGCAAACGUAAAUGUGAGGGUGAGAGGAACUGCAAAUAUCUUCUGGUCCUGGGGCCGCUUGCCACUUUCACUAGUUUGGGGCGCAGGAAGAAACGAGGCUUGAUGGAGGCCACCAGCACCUUGCAGAGAGGAGCCUGCAGCAUCUCCUGGGCUGGUGUGUGCAGUUGUGGGAGAGCAGAGCACAUGUGCACCUAUUAGCAGAAGAAGAGCCACAUCUUCUCCAGAAUUCCCUCCUCUCCUCCCCUUCCUCUUAUUGCUUUACAGUAACCCAGAAGACUUCUCAAUCUUUACUAGCCUGGGAUUAUAGUCUCAAGAGCUGCCGGCAUGAAGCUUUUCCUCAUUAUUCUGCCUUCUCUUUUCCAAGCUGUUACAAAGUCUCUUCUGGUUCAUUCCAGGCUGGACAGCUAUGCCUGCCCUUUGGGACAGUUCCCCUGUGGCAACCUGUCUGUCUGUUUACCCCAGCUCCUGCACUGCAACGGAGAGAAGGACUGCGACAACGGAGCCGAUGAAGAGAACUGCGUGGAUAAUAGCGGGUGGCUGCAGAUUUUGGAUGACAUGCAGCAGACCAAGGGCAGCAGAGCCACUGAGGAAGAGAAGACCCCAGUCUGUGUGCUUGACCGGUUCCCAAAGGAAUGCCAGUGUUGGGGAAGGACGAUAGACUGCACCGGCCAGAACUUGCGCACCGUCCCCUGGGUUUCCUCCAACGUGACGAAGCUCCUCUUACAACACAACGAAAUCCAGGCAAUACUGCCCCAUGCUUUUGCUGGACUUUCCAAGCUUAAAAUGCUGUUCCUGAGUCACAAUAACAUCACUGAGCUGAAGCCAAGAGUCUUCCAGGAUCUGCGUCAUCUUGAAUGGCUAAUGCUGGAUAACAACAGAAUUGCCAAGAUCCUCCCAGCGACUUUUGUGGGGUUGAAAUCUCUGUACUUCCUGUACAUGCUGAACAAUUCCUUGAGUAGCAUGCCCAACACUUCCAUUUGUGCAGAGAUGCCAAAGCUCAGCUGGCUGGAGCUGGAAGGAAACCAGAUCCAUACUCUGAGAAGCUCAGUGUUCCAGGAAUGCAGCACCUUCACUGUGCUGAUUCUGCGCAGAAACAAGAUCAAAUGGAUCCAGGAAGGGGCAUUUUCCAAACUGAACAGACUGGUGGAGCUUGACCUGUCUAACAAUAGACUGGAGGAACUUCCACCAUCUUUAUUCAGUAACCUGCAAGACCUCCAGCAGCUGAAUAUUUCCUACAACCCCCUGAGGCAGAUCUUUGCCAACCAAUUUGACAGCCUGCCCCACCUGCGCUCUCUGAGUAUUGAAGGUCUGGAGAUCCCCAAUGUCCAGACCCGCAUGUUCCAGAAACUCACCAAUCUGUCUCACAUCUACUUUAAGAAGUUCCAGUAUUGCAGCUACUCUCCGCACGUGCGCAGCUGCAAGCCCAACACCGAUGGCAUCUCCUCCUUCGAGAACCUCCUGGCCAACAUCAUCCUCAGGGUCUUCGUCUGGGUCAUCGCAUGUGUCACCUGCUUUGGGAACCUCUUUGUCAUCUUCAUGAGGUCCUUCAUUGUCAUGGAGAACAGCCAGCACACCAUGGCCAUCAAAUCACUCUGCUGUGCAGAUUGUCUGAUGGGAAUCUAUCUCUUCUUCAUUGGAGCCUUUGAUCUCAAGUUCUCCGGCGAGUACAACAAGCACGCCCAGGUGUGGAUGGCGAGCAUCCAGUGCCAGCUGGUAGGCAGCCUGGCUAUGCUGUCCUCGGAGGUGUCUGUCCUGCUGCUGACGUACAUGACCCUGGAGAAGUACCUCUGCAUCGUCUUCCCGUUCAGCCAUUAUGGGGCGGGCAAGAAGCAGACCCUCUCCAUGCUGAUCGUCAUCUGGUUGUUGGGCUUUUCUCUCACCCUCGUCCCCUUCUGGUGCAAGGAGUCCUUUGGGGACUACUACGGGAGGAACGGGAUGUGUUUCCCACUCCAGUCCGACGAGACCGAGAGACCAGGAGCCAGGGGCUACUCCACCGGGAUAUUUCUGGGUCUGAACCUCAUUGCCUUCGUCACCAUCGUGUUUGCCUACACCAGCAUGUUCUACUCCAUCCACACCACAGCCACCAAGACGGCUGAGCGCAGCGUCUUCUCCAGGGAAGUGGCCAUCGCCAAGAGAUUCUUCUUCAUCGUCUUCACUGACGCCCUCUGCUGGAUCCCCAUCUUCCUCCUGAAGCUUCUCUCCCUGCUGCAAGUGGAAAUACCAGACACCGUGACGUCUUGGGUGGUCAUUUUCAUCCUGCCCAUCAACAGUGCCUUGAACCCCAUUCUGUACACCAUGACCACCACCCCCUUCCAGGAGAAGCUCAAGCUGUAUUUGCAGAAGAAGCAGCUGCAGCAGUUGUCACUUCAGGACCCAGAAGAGUCCAGAAAGAGCUUUACCCUGGUAUCCAUACACACCAGCAACUCCUGACAGUCCCCAGCAGCUUAGCCUGGGAUUGGUGAAAGGCCUCACUGCUUCAUGCAUGUAGCUAUGAAGGACCAUGUCUCUGUCCUCCCCAGGAACCUCCCCUGGCUGGUUCAUUGCCCACCCCAAUAAUAGCCAUCGUGGGGGCAGAAGAUGCCAAAGGGGAGCUGCCACCACUUUCCAACUGGUGUUAUAUAGAGGGCUACAGACGAAAUGGUCACAGACAGCAGAUGGGGCCUGAACUUCGCUCGUGUGCCCCACUGUUGAAAGCACUGGAAUGCUGCCUGCCCCAUGCAGGCUCAUUGCUGUGCGUCAGCACUUUGGGGCUGUGGGUUUAGCUGAUGCUGGUUCAGCACAAGGAUUAACCAGCUGCUGUGAAAGGGAUGUUGUAUUUCAUCCUAACCCUCUGUCUCUGUUGCAUGGUCCUUGUAGCUCCCUGCCCCUUCACCCUGGAGAGAAGCCGCAGGGGCAGCUGCUGCACCAGCCUUUGGAACCGCCGCCCCCACUGCAGAGCCCCAGAGAGGUGUUUUCUGCAUUGCCGGAAGCAAGUCUGGGUCCAGGGGAAGGAAGGUGGGAUGAGAAGCCUUCAGUGCUUUGAUUUGGGGCCAGAGGCAGCUCGAGCAGAUGCCAGCGUGAUCCUGGCGAAAGUUGUGGGCCACUGGUUCUGCCAGGUGGAGUGAUGAACUAUUGAGGCCACCCUCAGCCCUUGGGGAAGCCUUGGCUGUGGGACCCAGGCAGCAGCUGCUAUUGUGGGUGAAAUGCUGCAGAAGGUGUUGCUGUCCCCUGAUACUUCCUACACCACCCUGACCGCUAGGCCCGUGUUCAGGGCAGGUGUCCCCAUUCAGGGCCUGCUACCCCAGCCACUACGUUCAGCAGGGACUCACAGCCACGCCCUGUUCUCCACUCAUACCCGGGCUAGCUCCUUUAGAAAAUGAAUCCUUGCAACUGAGGCACCAACUCCCCAGGGCUAAUGCAGCCUGUGCCCCAAACCAUUCCUAGGGAACUGCUGCCAGCAGUAAAAUAGCAACCCGGGGGCCGGUUGGUGUUCCUUCCCUAGCCUCUGCUGCGCUCUGAUUUACUCCUGGGAAGGAGGCAAGAAUUGCCCUUCUCCAGGGGGUGGCUGGGCUCUGCCUUGGCAAUAGCAGUUCUGUCUCCCUGCCAUACGCUGCGUGGGCUGGCUAGCCCCACCCCCAAUCCCAGGUGAGAUUAACCUGGCAGGGCGUACCACCCCGAGCUCCGCUGGUGGCCUAGAGCCAGUGAAGUUUGUUUCAGCCGCCCCCAGGGCCGGAGUUACUGACGUCCCCCGUUUGGUUUUGGAAUGAUCCCAGCGCUGGAGCAGCAGGCUCUUGGGGCACGGCUCGCUCUGCGGUGGGGCGGGGAGAGGGAGCAGAGCAAGGGAUUGAAAGUUAACAGCUCUCAGCUCGCUGGGGUUCUCUUUGGGCACAGCCUUAGGACCACAGCAUGCUGCACAUUGUGACGAUGGCCUGGAGUCCCAAGGGAGCCACCUCCACGUGCGUUACCCCCCUGCAUUGGGGUGUGUGAGGUGCACAGAACAGCGAGCAGGAGAGACGGGCUGUGCCUCUACUCUCAGGGAACCCAGAAACCGUCUGCCCUAGUUUUGCAUGUUGGAUGCCACAGCUCCUUUUGGAGGAGCUAGCAUCUGGUUGAAGCCAAGGCACUUGCAGCUGCAGGGUAGGAGCCCUGGGCAGGUGACCAGGUAGAUACCAAGUGCUGGUAGCAGGGAGGAGGAAAGAAAAGGGAGUCGGGGAGAGUGCAUCAGAAAUGCUGCUUAAUGACACUGUGGUUCUUCUGGAGGGCUAUGUUUGUACACGUCUUGUGCUAAGUGAUGGGGGCAGCUGGUAGCUGUGGGCAACACUGCAGGGCUCCAAGUAGGCUAAAAACCCAGAGGGUACCACUCUGUGAGCUCGAUGAGACGCUGCAUUAGCUGCCAAGAACAGUGGGGCUUUGAGAGAAUGAGAUUAACACAUGGAGGCCUUAAAUUGACAGGCCGACCCACCCCUUGAGGCAUGGAUAUGACCAUUUAAUGCACUGCUUGCCGGUCUGUCCUCCGCCCCCUAACUCCUUUCAGCCCUCCUGUGAGGCCAGCAGUUCAGAUAACACCAGCCUCGUUCAUGGUAGCGUACUGGCAGCCUGGGCCCAGAAGGAAUUUCCAUUGCUUAGCAAACACACUGCCUACUCCAUCAGUCCACCCUAGGGUCCUUGCUGUCUCAGUUGGUGCUGAUCAGAGCCUGAUGCUGAGCCAGGCAGGGAAUCUGGAGGAAGGACAGCCCAGCCCCUGCCAGCAGCUCAGAGGAAUAGAAAGGAGGGCCGGCCAUUUGUACUCUGGGGCCAGAGGGAAAGUCAACGGGGAAAAUCAGAUUGUUUGGGAGCAACGGGAAGGGUCCUCUGAUGGGUGUGAAGCUAACUUGUGUGAGACCCAUAGCAACUGCCCCCCAACUGCAGCAAUAAUAAUAAUAAUAGCCCUUGUCCAUUUCUUUUUGCCUUCCACAUGCUUUACAAAACACUAAUGAAUUACACACUGCGCCUCAUUCUGUCAUGACAUGGGGCUGUGGUCAGGUGGCUUCACACCCCCGCUCUACUGCCCUGGAACCUGUGCCAGGCUGGUGCUGGGUAAGAAGGAAGCACAGACCUCAGCAGUAAGGGUCCAUCAAGGUUUCAUCAUCAGCCAGCGGAUGCCAUUAGUACUUUAUUAUUACACGGCGGGGAAACCGCUGCCCCCUUUGGAGUCAGACAAUCUGCAGCGGCUGCAUCUGAUACAAAAAAGAAGUCCCUUAAAUAGAAAACACACAUCGCUCUGGUGUUCAUCAUCUAGCACCAAGCUCUUACCGCCUGAGUUAUAUAUUAAUAUUCCAACUGUACAGUAUUUAUAGAUAGAAAAAGAAACAUAAAAAAAUGAGGCAAGAAUCAGUCCCAAACGUUAGUUAUACAAAACCAAACACAAACAGAAUAUAGCUGGUGUGCACUAGAAAGAGGGAAAGUUUGUUACUGGGGAAACUGACAAUUUCUACUGCCAGUGGGUUUUGUUGCCUUCCAAUUGGAACCAUGUCCAGUUGUUUGGGUCUCUGGUUAAAAAAGAAACCCCGUCAAGUGCAUGUCAUGGUCAGAGUGUUUGUGAGCUUGGAGGGAAAGUGGUGGAGUGACAUAAUCACAGAAGUGGGAUCCUUGGAUCAAGAGUUAUGGCGUUGCCUUUCCCUCCCCUCUGCAGUGCAGCGAGCACUGCUUCUCUGGGGGGAGGGAAUUAAGGGGAGAUCAAGUGUCCAUAACAAUGUGAGCAAACUAGACUGUACUAACCCAAUCCCUGCCCAUCUGGUUGACUAAAAUGGCACUAAUGUAGCACAGUUUGGGGCAACUCACAUUACUCUCUUAGUGGAAGCAGACUCUGCACAGUGGAGUUAUGAGACCAGGCCCCCUGCACUCCCUCUGGUCACACCUCACUGGCCAACGCUAUUAAACCUCCCCUGCAUGCAGGCUAUAGUUUUCCAGCAGGAUGAUACAUUUUUAGGGUGUCUUCAUGUAAUGGAGGGGGUUUUCUUCACCUCCCGCACACCCCAAGGCAAAUGGAACUCUGACCCUGGGAGUACCUUGAUGCUUACUAAACCCAGCCAAAGGGGGAUCAGGGAGCUGCACUGUGCCAUUUUGGUCUCACCCCCAGCCUUGUAAUGGCAACCCUCCAUGUACAGCUGACACACAGAUACAAGGACAAGGGUGCAUGCUUUGGAAUUUGGACUCAUCAAACUCGGAUCUGAUCCAAUUCAUUAAAAUGAAUGGCUAAGCUCCCACUGGAUUCAAUCGGGAUUAGGACUGGGCCCCUGGUUAGCAAAGCAUUUGCACCCUCAUUCAUCGGUCCACAUGGCCCUGUGCUAAAAACAGGGGUGCUAGAGAUUCCCUGUGUCUGAUCAAGUAGAAAGCACUGACCUGGAGUUCCUUCCCCAGUGAAAUUCAGCACCCAGAGUAAAAUAGCUUCCUUUUUGCCAUUCAACACAUGGCAGUCAUUAAUUAUAAACCAAAAUAACAACAGCAUCCAUCUGACAUUAACCAGCUCCUCAGACCACGAUUGCCUGUGCGCCACGCUGCUAGGUACAGCACACACACACUGUAACAUCCCUAGCAGACGCUCCUCCUAACACCACACACGGCCAUACAGACACUGCACCAGCUCCGCCGUCUCUCACUUCUCCUACACAUCAGCAUCAUCCUUGGUCACUUCAAGCACCAUCACUCUUGUGGCUGAGUCCAGCACCUGGGCUGAGAGGGUGAGCCCAUGGUCAGUUUGGCAAAGGGGGUUAAUGGGUCUGACUCUGGUCCAGUUGCUUCACGGCUCAGCCUGCUGUAUGGACUCCCCAGCCCCACUCUCCCCAGGGUGGGUGGGCGAUUGCUGGAGAGAGCUGUCCCACAAGCAGCACACUGGUUCGUUUCUGCAGAGCUGCUCUUCAGAGCUUUAGGGCGGAGACUCACUGCCUUCCAACCAGCAACGGGCAUUCUGGAAGCAGGAAAUGAUGGCUUCCGUUUGGCCCCUGGUGCCCAGGAGGGCAUGUUGCUGGGCACAGCUCUGAAGGUCCCUGGUGUGUAAGAGAAAAGGGAUCACA
Chelonia mydas (Green sea turtle) is the source of this 7551-nucleotide messenger RNA. RefSeq names its product relaxin receptor 1. Gene Ontology annotation, cellular component: membrane. Gene Ontology annotation, molecular function: G protein-coupled receptor activity; protein binding. NCBI's taxonomy places the organism in Eukaryota, Metazoa, Chordata, Testudines, Cheloniidae. Gene Ontology annotation, biological process: G protein-coupled receptor signaling pathway. The record is from RefSeq and is a predicted model, not a curated record. The transcript is spliced from 18 exons. The coding region runs from base 845 to 2950 and encodes 701 amino acids.